AGGAGGAAGUGUUGCUGGGGAGGAGCACAUGGUUAAUGUUUAUACACCUGAGAAUGUAUCAGUAGGGGGCUGGAGAGGAACAUCAGUAUGCCCAGGUCACCGCGUCACUGCUGCCAUUUAGCGUCACUAUGUCCUUUCCAGCCCCGAAACCCAAAGCUCCAGAGCUACCCCAGAAGCUGCAGCACAAACUCGAGUGCAAUCAGGGGGCUGUGCGGGCAGUAAGGUUUAAUGUGGAUGGCAAUUACUGCAUGACCUGCGGCAGUGACAAGACCCUCAAGCUCUGGAAUCCACACAAGGGAACUUUGCUGAAAACCUACAGUGGCCAUGGGUACGAGGUGCUGGAUACGGCAGGGUCAUACGACAACAGCCAGAUGUGCUCCUGUAGCUCAGAUAAGACAGUCAUCCUGUGGGAUGUGGCCCAGGGUCAGGUGGUCCGGAAAUUCCGUGGACAUGCAGGGAAGGUGAAUUGUGUGCAGUUUAACGAGGAGGCAACAGUGAUUAUGUCAGGCUCUAUAGACUCCUCAAUAAGGUGCUGGGACUGUCGCUCUCGUAGACCCGAAGCAAUUCAGAUUCUGGAUGAAGCCAAAGAUGGGAUUUCCAGUAUCAAAAUAUCAGACCACGAGAUCCUGGCAGGGUCAGUAGAUGGGAACCUGCGUCGCUAUGACCUUCGGAAGGGAGAGAUGUGCGCAGAUUAUCUUGGCAGCCCAAUCACAUGUGUGAGCUUCAGUCAGGAUUCACAGUGCCUUCUGGCAUCGUCCUUAGACUCCACAUUGCGCCUGCUGGACAAAGACACGGGAGAGCUGCUGGGAGAGUACACGGGACACCAGAACCACAGUUACAAGUUGGACAGCUGUCUGAGUGAGAAGGACACUCACGUGCUGAGCUGCUCAGAAGAUGGGACGGUGUGUUUCUGGGAUUUGGUGGAGGGCUCAUUGGUUCUGAAACUUCCCGUCGGUAAAGCAGCGGUGCAGUCGCUCUCCUUCCAUCCCAGCGAGUGCUGCCUGCUCACUGCCAGCGAAGGAGGGGUGCAGCUCUGGAGAGGGGCGUCUUAUGAAGAGGAAGGGGGAAGCUGAAGGCAUCUUGCAAUUUACUAUUUUGUACAUGAUUCAAUACAUUUCCAUUAAAUUUCCUUUUUUUUUUUUUUUUUAUUUCAA
Messenger RNA from Xenopus tropicalis (tropical clawed frog), 1154 nucleotides. RefSeq names its product WD repeat domain 83 (gene wdr83). The record is from RefSeq and is a predicted model, not a curated record. NCBI's taxonomy places the organism in Eukaryota, Metazoa, Chordata, Amphibia, Anura, Pipidae. Gene Ontology annotation, cellular component: nucleus; cytoplasm. Bases 129 to 1073 code for a protein of 314 amino acids. The transcript has 10 exons.